AUGCAUCGGCUCUAUGGACACGCGCUGAAGGCGGCGCCCAACGUGCCAUCUCGAGAUGCUCUAUUUGUUCCAGCUGGUUGGGACAGUCGGGAGCGAGUGGACAAGACUGCUUCUGCCCUGGAGGGCGGGCUGGACCGUGCCUAUGAGUCUGUUGUCCUCUCUUUGGAGCCACCACCUCCACCACCGCGUGAGCCUUCGGUGUGGACGUGA
Durusdinium trenchii is the source of this 210-nucleotide messenger RNA. NCBI's taxonomy places the organism in Eukaryota, Dinophyceae, Suessiales, Symbiodiniaceae. The record is from the annotation of a GenBank genome assembly.